AUGUUGAUGACGACAACGAUCUCUUCGUUGAGAAUAAUACAUCCAAGGUCACUUUUUCAGUUCACAACAACCCCACGGCAUAUAAUACCGAUAAACUGGUCUAAUGUUCGUAACUAUUCCGCUCCAAGGCAAUCACUUUUGACAACCACAUCUCCAAUAACAAAGUUCUACCAUUCCAUUUCCCCUUCAUAUAAGUACUUUCUGAUUUUCCUUCUCAUUGCAGCAACGAUCCGUCAUGUCCAUCCCAACACGUUGAUCACCGCGGGUCCACCGGUUGCUAUAGGCUCAUACUACGCAUAUCGUCAUUAUCAUCAAUCAUACCUCUAUAAGCGUGAGCUUCUUAAGGUCUACCCAUCUACCACUGACAAGGCAAACGAUACUAAUAACCAAAUUCAAAUCCAACCCUACGAUGAAAGUGAUAUAAACAACGUUUUAAAUGGAGUGGAGAAUGAAUUCGACUCAUUUAAACUGCAACUUCUACCAUUAUUGGAAAAGAAAUUGGUAGAUUAUGCCAUACUUCACGAUAAUCCAAUGGGGAUCUUUAUGAAUGAAGAUCAAGUAUCUUCAAGAUUAUCGUCAGAUCUUGAAACUUUUAUCGUGUUACCAAUCCGUGAAAACCUUCUUCCAUACAAUGAAUUCACUCGUGAUCAACUUUUAAAUGAAACGAACACAUCCAUUCGUUUCUCUAAAUUCAUUAAAUUCUCUCUACCAUUUUUCUCCGGUAGAGAUACAACCAGUAGAAAGAGAUUGGCUACAGUUGAAGUUUAUUUGUUACAACAUGAAGAAGAUCCACAUCGUUACAAUGUGUCAGUAGGUAUUACACCGUAUGGAACUCUUCCUGGACGUAAAACUCUUUUAAUAGAUGAUUUCGAACAAGGAGGAUUAACCAGUAGUAGGGGUGAUAAAGCUGCAGCAGAUGUGAUAGACUUAUAA
Molecule: messenger RNA, 933 nt
Organism: [Candida] anglica
Lineage: Eukaryota; Fungi; Ascomycota; Pichiomycetes; Serinales; Debaryomycetaceae
Source: the annotation of a GenBank genome assembly